AUACCGUUAGGUUACCACAAGCCACAAACGUACAUGUCUCUUUGGACCUUCUCUCCAUCCUAUUACUAUUCAAAGAAUGCGAUAUUCUUGGACAUGUCUGAGCCAAGAUCCCGGAUCCGAAAUCAUCGGUAUCUUUUACGAUGUACUUCCAGUCAAGUCCUCGAGAGGCAUCGAGAAUAUAGGGGUUACUAAAGAUCAUAAGCCCGGGCCUAGCCCCGCCACUAUGCCAGCCCUUCCAAGGAUUCCUACGCUUCACUACAUACCUCAGAUACGUGGAGGUAUUACUACAGGCGGCUACCUCUCGAUCGGAAACCUCUGUUAUAUUCAAAGCCUAAAAGUGCGUCGAUCAGGAGCGCGACUCACCGGGAUGUCGAUCACUCAUGACGACGGGGAGAUUGAAAUCUUAGGCCAAUGGGACCCGUCUUCACCCUCGCCAAUCUCAGAGAUCUAUAAUCGCUACGAUGGCGUCCUUACGAGCAUCGCUUUCAGUUUCGUAGGUGAAGAUGAGGCUUCGUGGUUUGUGGAUGGGAUAUCUGUGGGGGUGGAUCAUUCCAUCUUGUCAGGGGACUCACUACAUUGGAGGGUUUUUGAUAUUGGUGGGAUGGAUAAGGUAGGUUUUUUUGCCUCCUCCUCUGAUUGAGGAUUGCUUUGGUCUGAUGAUGUGUAGCCUGUUAUUAUGUGGUGGUUUACGAGGCUGUAUGAUAUUGUUGAGCCGUGGAGUGGCGUGUAUCAGGAGAUCAAUGUAUCAAGUCACGGCUAUAGGACCGUGGAUUUGGUAUGACAAAGUGUGGGAGGGUAGUGGAUGGCAACAACAGUUACUGUUGGCUGUUCUGCUUGUAUCCUUGAGGUGAGGAUUAGGAGGAUGGGGGGGCGGGUAGUAUAAAUUAAUUUCACCAGCUUUUUGUUCCGCUCUUUCUUCUCGGCCCUCUAUUCUUCACGUCUAAGAAUAGCUUAGAUUAAAGAAAAAUGGCUAAGCAUCUAUAUUAGAUUGUUCAAAAUAUACAAUGGAAC
Molecule: messenger RNA, 1011 nt
Organism: Amorphotheca resinae ATCC 22711
Lineage: Eukaryota; Fungi; Ascomycota; Leotiomycetes; Helotiales; Amorphothecaceae
Exons: 1
Coding region: 77-640 (187 amino acids)
Source: RefSeq, a predicted model, not a curated record